Molecule: messenger RNA, 1591 nt
Organism: Lotus japonicus
Lineage: Eukaryota; Viridiplantae; Streptophyta; Magnoliopsida; Fabales; Fabaceae
Product: RING-H2 finger protein ATL52-like
Exons: 1
Coding region: 158-1237 (359 amino acids)
Biological process (GO): protein ubiquitination
Source: RefSeq, a predicted model, not a curated record
UUCCUACCCCUUCAUCUUCACCAUGGUACAAAGUCAAACUCUCAACCUCACCUCACCUACCCAAAUAUUCAUCCAAUCCCCACCUCUUACUUCUUCAACUCCCAUGCUCUUUUGAUCAUUCCCCUCUUCCCCUUCACCCCCUUCACCCUUCUCCGAUAUGGGACUUCAUCACAGAAGGCUGUUGUCACCUAACGACAACUGUGAACUCAUCUGCAAUGAGGAAGAAAAGUCUUGUUCAUCAAACUGCCAAGAUUGCAUCAAAAACUGCCUUGAACUUUCAUCUUCUCUGAGUCAAACCAAGCACAAAACCUCCACCUACUUGAUCAUCGGUUUCUCAAUCGUGGCUGCAGUUUUCUUCGCCAUGUGCUGCUAUGCUAUCUACGUCAAGUUCAUCUCCCCAUGGAACAGGAGGAGGAGGAGGAGAAGAACAACAACCUUAGCACUGCAACAAACAGAGGAAUCUUUCACCGACGAGGAACAUGGUCCUGUGGUUGACCAGGAUCACCAUAUCUGGUUCAUACGCACCACCGGUCUGCAACAAUCGAUUAUCAGUGCAAUCACGGUUUGUGAGUACAAGAAAGGUGAGGGGUUGGUUGAAGGAACUGAUUGCUCUGUUUGCUUGAGCGAGUUUGAAGAAGGUGAGAAUCUCAGGCUUUUGCCUAAGUGUAACCAUGCUUUUCAUUUGAUUUGUAUUGAUACUUGGCUGAGAUCGCAUACCAAUUGCCCCAUGUGUCGUGCUCCGAUUGUUGCAAAUCCUGCUAUGGUUUCAUCUAUGGAGGUUGAUAUUUUGGGUGAGAAUUCUGUGGAAAGUGGUGUUCAUGGGGGAGAGAACAGUGGUGGUGGUGGUGGUGGUGGUGAGAGGUUGAGGAAUGUUGGAAAUGAGGAAGAAGAAGAAGGGGAAGGUGGUGGAGAUGGGAGGAGGAGGAGGAGCAGGGUAUGUGAAAGUGGGAGGUUAGGUUCUGAGCUGGUGAAUGUGCUGCCUAGGAGAUCAGUGUCUCUUGAUUCUGCUUCUGCUGCUAAGAUCAAUCUUGCUCUUACUAAUGUUUUAUCAGUGCAAUCUCGUGGGAAUUCAAAGAGGGUUUCUGGGAAUGGGAAUUCUUCUUCUUCUAGGGGAAGUAAUCUGCAGCAGAGUGCGCCUUGUUCGAUGAAGAGGUCGCGAUCCUACAAUGGUAAGCAUCUGCUAUCCUGGUAUAGCCGCAGCCAGAAAAAGCCAAAUGCUCCUCCAAGAAGCUUUUGAGAUUCCUCUUGGCUCUUUAUGUAGAGCCAGUUUGGAUGCGGAUCAAAGAACACUCAUUGGAGCUUAUUCAGUGCUUCUUUGCUAGUAGAUAAACUUCAAUAAGUAUUGUUUAGUCCUUAUCCAAUCAGGAUGGUAAUGUAUUUCUAACUCUCUACAAGUUGAGGGUUUGAAAGAUUUCUGUUUGAAUCAAAUAAGUUAUGCGAUGAUGAAGUUUAUCUAGCAAAGUAAAAGUUCACACUUCACAAACACACUGAAGAUUGCCCUUGAUAAGUUUUGCUCAGAAGGUGCCAUAGCAUCAAAAUGCAUGUAUAGCUUUUCCUCAUCUUAAGUCAAUGGAUUGCUGAAUUUAUGUUA